GCGAGCGGUCCGGUCAGCUGGAGGUACCUGUCGGAGACUUCCUAACAGGCGAGCUGCUGAGCUCAGUUGCGCCGGGGGACGCGUGGUAAACUAAAGGGGAGGACCUGCUAAACCGAGCGGUGAGGCGGAGGAGCUUCUGGCCGAUCGAGAUCACUGAGACCGGUUCCAUGGCUCCUGCUGGCGCCUUCAGACACCUGACCCUGGCGCUGGGAGCGGCGGUAGCAGCCCUCGGUUCCCUCCUUUUCAUCGCGUGGAAAAUCUACUUCCGAGACGCUAACGACAGCUGUGUCGGCUGGAGAGGACGCUGGGAGCAGCAGCUGGAAGCGGAGCUGCGGGCGUGUAACGCGCGUCAGGAAGCGGAGCAACCACAUUACUGCGAAUACCAAGUUUUGGUUCUCGGUUUGGAUGGGGCUGGAAAAAGCACAAUUCUUCACUACGUGUGUAGUCCAGAAGCCAAGAAGCACGUAGCACCUACUCAAGGCUUCAACUCAGUGCAGCUGCAGGCCAGUGGGCUUCAGAUGGACCUUCUAGAAGUUGGUGGGAGCCAGAAUCUACGCUUCUACUGGAACCAGUAUCUAAGCAAAGCCCACAUUUUGGUGUUUGUUGUAGACUCUGCAGACGGCCCACGCCUUCACAUUGCUCGGCAGGAGCUCCACUGCCUGCUAGCUGAGGACCCUCAGCUGCCUUUGAUAGUCUUAGCUAACAAGCAGGACAAGAGUGAUGCCCUGAGUGUGGCAAAAUUGCAAGAAGAGCUGGCCUUGCACAACCUGGACAGUCAGAGGAAAUUCUUUCUCUUGCCCACAAGUGCUACUUAUGCUGGACUGGCCACUGCAAACAGUGUUCUUCAUUUGAAGCACCUGCUGGUCAAACUCCUUGCCCAUUCAAGCAAGAUGGACUCUCUGUGAUUGUUCCUCUCAGCAAUUACUGGGGGGGCGGCUUUUCCCGCAUAGUCAGGAAGCCUUUGUUCUUAAAAGCCCACUUCUAGGGAUUUGCUAAAUGCCUUUGGAGGAAGAAUCCCACCUAUCAAUAUAGCCUUGGAGAUAAUUCCUAUUGUUCUGGGUAAGAAGGAAGCAAAACAAAGGCAAAGGACAUUUCUUGGGGUGGGGGGACAUCAAUCAAUCUCUGAGACCUACUGGAAGCAGCUGCUGAUCUUUUCACAAUCUUAAGGAACUGUAAUACCAAUAGUUGCACUAAGACUUUACAUUUUUCUUUACAGGAUCUACUAUAGCUGACUUUAUAAUAAGUAGGAAGAGAAAAUGCAAUUACUUUACAUGGAGGUAGCUAAGACUUCACUUUGCCUAUGAAAUGGCCUUGUUAUUUCAAAAGCUGGGGAUUAAUCUUGCUCCUGAAAGACCACUUCAUCCUGGCUGCAAUUAAUUGGAAGUGGUGUGCACUGAAACUGAUGGCCUUUCCAGGGUUUGAGGGGUCCUAGGUAGAUUACCUUGUAACGCUAAGCACGUUAGACCAAUUGUGCCUCUGAGAAUAGCU
Messenger RNA from Candoia aspera, 1488 nucleotides. It is a transcript of the gene ARL10, whose product is annotated as ADP ribosylation factor like GTPase 10. Gene Ontology annotation, molecular function: GTP binding; GTPase activity. The record is from RefSeq and is a predicted model, not a curated record. The transcript is spliced from 4 exons. The coding region runs from base 168 to 905 and encodes 245 amino acids. Lineage: Eukaryota; Metazoa; Chordata; Lepidosauria; Squamata; Candoiidae.